Messenger RNA from Hylaeus volcanicus, 1132 nucleotides. Its product is annotated as probable RNA-binding protein 18. Gene Ontology annotation, molecular function: RNA binding. The transcript is spliced from 6 exons. Lineage: Eukaryota; Metazoa; Arthropoda; Insecta; Hymenoptera; Colletidae. The record is from RefSeq and is a predicted model, not a curated record. Bases 359 to 967 code for a protein of 202 amino acids.
UUACAAUACUGCGCUGACGCCUCUGUGUAGUACUGAUAAGUUUCGUGUCUCCAAUUAUACAAACCUAUUUUAUUUACCAACCAUAAUUGUCUUUUGAUUCAUGCAUCAAAGAAACGUAUAACUGCUUACGAAUAUUUACACAAACAGAUAUUACGAUGAUUAUAAUUGUCGCCCGUAAAAAUGAAUGAUUUGCUAAACUACCGUGUGGUGACUGUAUGAAUGGUCUACUGUAUUUCUAAGAUUUCCUGUAAAUAUUCCAAGUCUAAUGCCUAAUUUACCACGGAAACAUAUUUUGAGAUCGAUAGUGACAACUGUGGCUUCUCAGUAUUAAUUUAAUACCAUUUCAGACUCCAUUGAUAUGGAGCCUGUUACUAAAGUUCCUUUGCCAUUAGAACCAAUAAAGUCGAAUCAGGUGGAGGACAGACGAUUAUGGGUGGGCAAUUUAGAUUUAAGAAUUAAUGAGUACCAACUCCUAAAACUCGUCCAAAAACAUGGUACAAUUGAAAAGUUCGACCUCCUGUUCCACCGAUCAGGCCCACAAGCUGGUCAACCAAGAGGAUAUGCAUUUGUAACCUAUAAAACAGUUCAGGAUGCAGAAGCAGCCAAAGAUGCUUUGCAUAACUUGAAAGUAGGAGCGAAAAAUAUUAUCGUCCGAUGGGCUCAUAGUGUGACAGAGUCUGAUAUGGAUAAACCAAAACCAAAAAUAGACAUACCUGCUUUAGCUGGAGCUAAAAAAGAAGAUAAAAGAAUAAGUCGUGAAACAGCAAUUCAAGCUAUAGAAGCAAAGCUUAAAUUGAUGAAAGAAUCUGAAGAAGAAUUUGAACUAAAUAAACCUUUGAAUGGAUCACCUGUAAUACAUUUGUAUCAAAAACCGGAAAAUCCAAAACCGUCCACGUCGACUCGUUACCAUAGUCGAAAUCACUUUCACAACAAUAAGCCUUACAACCGUUACAAACCUAGGAGAUAAUUUAAGUCCUUUUUUUUAUUUCACAGUGUUGUAAUUAAAAGUAAUCAAUUUAUUUUUACCGACCAAUAUUUGUUCCAUGACCAUAGUUGAUAUAUUAUUUAUAUUUUCUAUUUAAACGAUUCCUGUGUAUUAAGUUCUUUGUACUAUAAAGUUUUGUACUUUUAA